ACAAUUCAGCCUUCUGUUCAUGAGCCUUUCGAUGCCUUGACACAUUCCUCCUAUCUUGCAAAUCGCCUCUGUAACAAGAUAACUGGCGGUAUUCCCAAACAACCUAGAAGUCUCUCUACUCCUCCGACUACCCACUCACAGCCAACCAUCUGGAUGCAUUCAAUCUACUAUGCGCCCAGCAUGGGCAGGGAAGACUUUAUGUCCCAUGAGCGCCUGGAGGCUCUACGCAGUUCCGCCUUUGAAUCCGAGCACGCCUGGCAAUAUGACACAUCUUACAUGGAGCACGAGGCAGCUGCGGUAGCGCUUGAGCAAGAGAUCGAACGGUCGUUAGCUAGUAUAUCACCAGAUGAGAACUCGGACGAGCAGAUCAGGAUUAUCAAGACACAAAUCACAAUUCACAGGGAGCGACAAAAAGCGCUGAGGCCCCAUUUAGAGAGCGGUAGUGGUGAUUUCGAUGGAUGGGGGAACGAAUGCACAUUUGUGCCUGCACCGAACCAGUGGGGCGCGAAUGGGGACCUUGAUGAGGAAAGCGAGACUUUGUCCUCUAUACACAAACUUCUCACAUGGCAAUCAUCGUCACCAAUCUCUGUCACGCCACCCUAUUCACCACUUUAUGAUGAGCUACCAUCCCCAGAUGUUCCUUACUCUUCAAUGCUGGACCCAUACCAGGCGCCAACAACAUACCACCUCCAUCGCACACGGGAGUGGACUGGUCUCUCUGGCAGCCGCAAAUAUGUUUACACGGCACGUGAGCAUUCAGACAAGUAUGCCAUGUACAUGCUCGAAGCCAUGCAUCGUGGUGAUAAUCAGAUUACUGCAGCCGACUUCUUCCGGGCUGCUGAGUAUCCUAAAACCUGCAUUCGCAUACUCCUUUCUGGGAUCGAGAAACAACGCCUGUCCACAUCAUCAAAGGAUGCCGCCUACAAGUCGCGAUGCAUUCAUCUGGAUGCCAAAGAUGCUUUUGCGCAAUCCAUCAGGGAAUACCCAGACCGGCAACAGAAGAUCCCAUGGUCGCCGCGGCGCUUCACUUACGGAGGUCGACGUUUUGUAUGGAAGUCCGGUGAUUCCAAGGAUGACUCGAUGCCGGAGACGCUGUACGAGUUUCGAAAAGAUUGGGCAAAGACAGGCAGCCGAACAGGAAAGCGGUGUGAUGAUGCACAAGCAACAAAGCUAGUGUGGGGUGAAAAGAAGAGGAGCGGGAAAGUCGACAGCUACACAAUCCAUUUCGCUGGUGGUAUGGACCAAGUUUUUCGAGAGGUGCUGCUUGCGAGCCAGAUGGCACGCCAGACCUGUUUGUUCACGGCGAUGAAUUAAACUCCUCAAAACAUGGGGGAUGAGAGCUGGACUCAAAGAGGGUUGUUUGCGUAUGCGCUGCGUGGCGCGAAUGAAUGAUCGACUGGAUCGACUGCUAGAGAAAUAGAUACCCCGGAGGCAUCUCUUUCAGGAGACUUUAUGAUACCCAUACCGAUACGAUCAUUAGUCGUACUUCAUCAAAUAGUUUGAAUACCAUUCGACAGGCGGACUGAUUAUCUUCUGUCACUGUCUUCCCAUUUUACAGGAAAUUCUUCUCAUUCAAAUUCAAGCGUCU
Messenger RNA from Boeremia exigua, 1588 nucleotides. RefSeq lists its product as uncharacterized. The coding region runs from base 154 to 1314 and encodes 386 amino acids. The record is from RefSeq and is a predicted model, not a curated record. NCBI's taxonomy places the organism in Eukaryota, Fungi, Ascomycota, Dothideomycetes, Pleosporales, Didymellaceae. The transcript has 2 exons.